CGGGAAGGCAGGGAGCUGUCAGUGUGGACAAACAGGUGCUGCGACUGCCGGGAGCACGCGCACAGCCCUGAAGGAGAGCGCCCCCAGCUUCGCCGAGCUACAGGAACUGUAAAACAUGAGAGGACGGUACAAACGAAAGGACCUGAAAGAAAGAAACGAUGGAACAGCCGACACCGCGGCUGGGCUCUCUCCUCCGCUCGGGGAAACCGCGGCAGGCUUGGCCGAGCCAAACACGCCUGUUCCCGGUUUCACUGUCCAGGAUGUGGGCGGUAGAAAAAAAGCAGGUGCAAGAUCCAUUUAUAAUGGUAACAAGGUCUACCUUGGAGUGCGUGUCAAAACACCAGUAAGGGAUCUUCUGAGAAACGUCCGCCUAGCCCAAGGCUUGGAACCUCAAGAUUGUCAGGGGACAUACAGCAAAACAGCCAAAGGAGCAAGGAAACGAGUCCAAGCUCGUACAAGAUGCCAAAGUAGCAAGAGAAAACGGCCCACAAAAAGCCUGGAGGAGCUGGCAAUCAUCAUUGAGGUGCUGGAGGAGGAUCUCAGGACCGGCAAUACCUACCACUCCCCACCACCGUCUUGGUCUCCACCUGGGUACAACAGUGACGAGUGUGAUGAGGUAAUCCCCAGCCCCCACUCCUACAUAACCUACUUCCCCUGCACAGCAGAGUACUACCAGGCCCAGUCACCUCCUGGCUUCAUGCAAACCAGCCUCCAGCCCUCCAGCAUCGGAAGCGGUGGAAGAGACAGUGGAGCAGGGGAGGAGUGGUUUGAUCCCCCGAGCCACGACUGGGACCUGAACAGCUCUUUCUUCUGGACACAGCUGCAGAAAGAGGAGUGCCAGCUGAAGGACAUCUCUGACGCUGUACUGCUGGCACCUGAUGGACAUGGCAGGACAGCUCUCCAUAAAGUGGCGUGUCUCGGUAAGAGGGCACUGGGCUACGCCAUUGCAAAAAGGAUGGCCUCACUCAACAGCCUGGACCUCAAAGACUCUGAUGGAAUGACCGCCCUCCUCCAUGCAGCAAAGCACAACCACCACCUGAUGGUAGCGGAUCUGAUCCAUUUGGGGGCAAACGUCAAUGAGACGAACAGCUCGGGAAAGUCCUGCCUCCACCUCACUGCUGAGAAAGGCUACAUCAGAGUCCUGGAGGUUCUAAAACACUCAAUGAUGGAAGGUGUGUAUGUGGACGUUGAAGCCGCCGAUAACUCUGGAAUGAGUGUCAUCCAGUGUGCUUCACUGGCUCUGAAAGCCACAGUACGUGAGCUGGAAAGCAGUAAAACCCCCAAUCACACCAGACUCAACACGCUGCGCCAAGAGCAGAUGAUGGAGACUCUGGAGUGUCUGCUACAGAUGGGCAGCUACCUGCAUAGCAUGGGGAGCUGGAGUAUGCAAUCAAGUAUUGCUUGAUUACUCUGCACGUCCGCCCGGCAGGACAUUUUGAGACCCGACGGUACUGUUCUGAGUUGUUCAGGCUUGAAUUUGUCAUGGAGAGGGACCAUAAUUAGUGGGGUUCUUUCUCUCUCUAAACAUGUGUUCAGGCCUGCUAAGUAAAGCAUCUGAUGUUAUGUGUGUGGUAAAAAUGCCUGACUUGCAAUCAGGUUUUUAUUGUAACCUACACAGAAAUGUUUGGUGCCCAUUAAUCGGUUUCUGUGAAACUUCCAUUGUUUGUUACAUUACAGUAACAAGUUGUCCUCAGGGUGUUUUAAGGAUCCAGUGAUAUCCAGUGAAAAGCCUGGUCCCCAAAUAAACUGUCGAGCGGGGAAGUGAUCUAAAACACAAGGUUUUAGGUUAUAUUGUAAUAUUAAGGCAACAGUACCACAGUUUUUAUCACUGAAUAUAUUACAAAAUGUCCGGUCAAUAGAUACAUGCAUAAAGAUUAUUCUCUUGCAAGAACGGGAUGUUUCCUCUCCCCACUGGGUUCCAGCUAGAUUUAUAGCCAAAAAGAUUUAGAGCCAUAGUAUUUAUAUAUUGGAUCUUCUAAAAGUCUUGUAUACUAGAGGACAUUACAAGUUUUAGUUAGCAUUAGGGCUGGGCGAUAUGGCCCAAAUCUUCUAACACGGUGUAUGUUAUAUCAUGGUAAUGGUAUUUAUCACUAUACAGUAAGUGUUCUGUAUGCAUUUAUGAAAUGGUUUAUAAUAACCAUACUGUACCGUAUUUCAUCGCAUUUGAUUAUUUUAGAACUCGUCCUGCUCUGUAUUUACAGUUUCACUCUCCUCCGUUUUUUCUUGUCACUCUUUUUCUGUGCGGCUGGCAAACCAGCUUAGAGGUGCAUUACCUCUGCUUACCACAUACUCAUGUCACGUGAGAACUUGGUAAGCAGUCCUGCUGUCCAAAUCCCCCUUGCCUUGUGAGGCAGCUGGAUUCACAAGACCUCAUGGAAAUCCAGCCCUGAUUUGCUACAGUCUGCCCUGAAUAUAUAGCAGAAGCACUAAGGGAUAAGUUUCCGCAGUGGAAACAGUUUUGCCAAAUUUCUACCAGUGGACGCAUGUUUACCAUGGCACGGUUUAUACUGUCAUAUCGCCCAACCCUUGCAAGCACUGUAUGGUGUCUUGGAGUAAAUACUGCAUAUGUUCAUGUUGUAAACUUUGAACUGUGGUCUGUCUUUGACAUGUUUUUAUGAAAUUUUUUUUAUUUUAUUUUUUUUAUGCUUAAAGGAAUACUUGGGCAUUUUGGUAAAUGCACCUUUACUGGGAGUAAGAGGAGUUGAGUUAAAUCACUUUGCGUUCUAUAGAGAAGCAUUCAUAAUGUGUUUAGCCUAGCUACCUUAGCUCGGUGACCGGAAGCAAGGGAAAGCACAAGGUCAAAGGUGCAUUCCAACACAUCCGAAGAAGUCUCAAAGUACACAACAACAUGUAAACUUUUGUGCUAAGCCAGGCUAAACAUGUUCUGGACCGUCUCAAGUGAACCUCAGAUUGCUUAAAGUCAUAUGACCUAUGCAGUCACUAAUGUACUUACUAAGAUGUUUAUUAAAUGUGGCGGUGGGCAACAACUACAAGGAUAACGUCACAAUAAUGUAGCUGCAAGCGAUAACAUGGUGGAUUUAUAGAGGGACAAAGGGAGCUUUUUUCAAUUACUUAUAAUGAUGUGAGUAUUUUGAAGUGAUAGUCAACAAGUGGUAUGAAAUGCAUUGGCUUAGAAAAAACCAUGGUCACAUAAAGAACUUUCUAGUAGCAAAGACUGGUUUAUAUGUAUGUUGUUAAACAACAACAAUUAUUUACUGAUUCAAGAGUUAAAUAGUGGUAUCCUACUGCAAGUAGUUAUUUACUGAUGGACAAGUGACCUAGUUGUGUUAUUUAAAAGUAUCUUACAUUCAUUUAUGGUAUCUUGCUACGUAUGUGGGGGAUUGUGUUGUAAUGGAAGAAGUCAAAUCAAUAUUCUUCUGAAAGUUCAAUUGAUCACUUGGGUGUUUAUUUUACCCUGCAGGGAUGUCAUAGUUUAUCCACUUCAAGUGAAAAAAGAACUACUGUUAAAGCUUUUACAGUGGGACCAUUGUUACAAAACCUUUUCUUUUGUAUUAGAAUAUAAAGGGGUUGGGGAUCUGGUUCCUGUAUGUAUUGGAGUAUUUUCUGUAUUCAAAGCUGUAGAGGGGGGGGAAGUGUGGGUUUACUUUAGAAAACUCAUCAUUCAUUGUGUGAGUCAGUUUUCAACUUCAAACAUGUCACCAUUAUUACUCUCAGGUUGUGUUUUUUCUGGCACAAUAAUUCAUUUAAUCUUUGAUGAAUUACGCAGAUACUUCAGACAGAUAGUCUAAGGCUGAAUUCAGACCAAAUCCGGCGUUUCAGUGAAAGGCAGCAGGGUAUUGUAGGCGUGUUUAUUUGUGCUUAGCCGCUGUGAAACAAUAACAUUUUAUUUCUGACUUAUCUUUCUUGUUACCGGCACUCCCUUUUCUCAUUCACUCUCUUGGUCACUCAACCACCGCACGCUCUCUCGCUCUCGCUGGGGUUUUUUAUCAGCACCCCCUCUGGCCUCCAUCACAGCCUGAACAGACUACCCCUGUUCAAAAAAUAUAAGGGUACCUGCAGUUUCACCUCAGCAAUUUGGUCUGAAUUCAGCCACAAUUUUUCUGAAUAAAAAUAUCGAAUGAAUUGCAAAAUAAGUCAUUUAAUCAUCUAAAUUGAAAAAAGUGCCAAUAAACAAGUUUUUAAUUCUUUUUGCUCUGCUCUUAAGAACAUUAAAUUGUGCACAGAAAUGUAACUUCAGCAGCAGCAUGUAAAAACAGCAGUUCUUUAAUGAUUGACAUUGGUGGUGGGUAUUGGUUGUCAUUAUCACAAAUCAUGCUUCUGGAACCAUAUGCAAAUAUUCAUGUUAAAGAUUCAAUAAACUUCAUUAAACAUU
Messenger RNA from Micropterus dolomieu (smallmouth bass), 4333 nucleotides. RefSeq lists its product as uncharacterized. Gene Ontology annotation, cellular component: nucleus. Gene Ontology annotation, biological process: regulation of gene expression. Lineage: Eukaryota; Metazoa; Chordata; Actinopteri; Centrarchiformes; Centrarchidae. Gene Ontology annotation, molecular function: DNA binding; POU domain binding. The record is from RefSeq and is a predicted model, not a curated record. The coding region runs from base 116 to 1405 and encodes 429 amino acids. The transcript has 12 exons.